This is a messenger RNA of Polistes canadensis, 1947 nucleotides long. RefSeq names its product cyclin-dependent kinase 4-like. Gene Ontology annotation, cellular component: cyclin-dependent protein kinase holoenzyme complex; nucleus; cytoplasm. The transcript is spliced from 7 exons. The record is from RefSeq and is a predicted model, not a curated record. Gene Ontology annotation, biological process: regulation of gene expression; G1/S transition of mitotic cell cycle; protein phosphorylation. Lineage: Eukaryota; Metazoa; Arthropoda; Insecta; Hymenoptera; Vespidae. Gene Ontology annotation, molecular function: cyclin binding; ATP binding; cyclin-dependent protein serine/threonine kinase activity. Bases 510 to 1799 code for a protein of 429 amino acids.
CUUCCACCUGGACCUUGAACAGCGGAAACCGUGACGUCGAAUAUAUCGACCAAGGAUGUGGGUCUUGGUGGUGGGUAAGGUCUUUGCGUAGCCAAUCCUGGUGUUCCCGUGUAAUCCAAGGUAUCAUCGAGUACUAUUCCAGGCCGAGGUCGAUAGGAAUAUCGAUCUCGGAUUGAAUAUCAUGGUGAAGGAUGAUGGUGUAGUGAGGUAUGGCAACUAAAUUGGGCAGAAACCAGUCUGACGUCUACCUUGUUGAGGUCGAAGAUAUCUCUAACGAAACAGCAGCAGCAGCAGCAACUGGUUCAAGGAACGCAAGCUAUCAAAAGGGUGGAAGGGAGAAAGGAAGGAAGGGAAUGAAGGGAAGCCAGUUGUGUUGAACUCGACAUAAUGCCUAAAGUUGAUGCUUCCAAAAGCUUCGAUUCAACGAGGCCCUUCGACAAUCCUAAAUUUCUUUUUCAGCUGACACCAAUUUCGUCACUUUGGUAUUUUAAAAUUGGCAAAAUGUUGUGAUGGCGGAAAGAUCUAGACGUCCGAGCUCUGAGCUCGGACCGGAUCUCUCAUCUCCUACCAAUUCGAAAAAGUCUAGAUUGUUGGAACCAACUGAAGAGGUUGCAUCUUUUGUCACGGUCGAGGAAGAAGAAAGUUUGGAAAGUAGCGAAAGAAUAGACUCACCGAAGGACGCUGAAGAAGAAUCAACUAAAUCUAUAGAAGAACAUACAAACCCAAUAGAGGAAGAAGCAAUAGCAGGACCAUCCAGAAUAAGAGAAAUUUCUGAAUUCAAUUCAGACGAAGAUAAUACCAAUCAAGAAACAUCCGACAUGAAAGCUAUCGAAUUGGAUUCCACUGUAAAUAUGCAAUCAUCUUUAAUGGGUGAACGCGCGUUAUACAUACAAUUAAUUUAUAUUGGUAAUGGUGCCUAUGGCACUGUUUACAAAGCAAGAGAUUCAAAUACCGGUCAAGUUGUUGCACUUAAAAAAGUUAGAGUACCAUUGACUACUGAUGGAUUACCCAUGUCUACAGUAAGAGAAAUUUCAACAUUGAAACAACUUGACAAAUUUGAUUAUCCACAUAUUGUCAGAUUAUUGGACGUUUGUCAAGGCAAGCGUCAAAAAUUACCCUUUAGUGAAGUAAUAUCAAACGCAUUAGAUGAAAGCUUAACUCUCUGGUUAGUCUUUGAACAUGUGGAACAAGACCUGGCAUCUUAUAUAUCAUCAUGUUCAGAGACAGGUAUACCUUCCGAAAUUGUUAGACAAAUGUUCAAGGAGAUUCUUCAUGGCAUUGAAUUUUUACAUAGUCACAGAAUUAUACACAGGGACUUGAAGCCACAAAAUUUAUUAGUCACGGCAGAACGAAGAAUUAAAAUUGCAGAUUUUGGUUUAGCAAAAACGUAUGCCUUUGAAAUGAGAUUAACAUCUGUGGUUGUAACUCAGUGGUAUCGAGCACCAGAAGUUUUAUUAGGUUGCUCAUAUGCAACUCCUGUAGAUAUGUGGUCAGCUGCUUGUAUACUAGCUGAGAUUAGUAAGUUGAAACCAUUAUUUCCGGGUACUAGCGAGGGAGACCAGUUGGAUAGAAUUUUUCAAAUUAUUGGUACACCAAAAUUAGAAGAGUGGCCUGAUAAUGUAUCCCUUAGUUGGAAUGCAUUUCCUUAUAGACGAUCAAAACCUUUGAGUGAAGUAGUACCUAAUCUUGUUGAAAGUGGAUUAGAUCUUUUACAAAAGUUGCUUACGUUCAAUCCUCAUUAUCGUUUAACUGCUGCUCAAGCUUUAAGGCACAGAUACUUCACUGGAAACCAAACAUAAAUUUGUGUUUUAUCGUUUAUCAAAGCAGAGAAGUAUGUUUAGACUGAUAGAAUUAUUUCUAUGGAAUCUUAUUUAUCUAUUCAAAAUAUUAUUUGUACAUAUAGAAAAUUUUCCAUAUCAUAAUUAUUAUUUUUAGCUUAUAUUAUAA